Messenger RNA from Quercus lobata, 1118 nucleotides. Its product is annotated as putative GEM-like protein 8. The record is from RefSeq and is a predicted model, not a curated record. NCBI's taxonomy places the organism in Eukaryota, Viridiplantae, Streptophyta, Magnoliopsida, Fagales, Fagaceae. Bases 214 to 909 code for a protein of 231 amino acids. The transcript is spliced from 4 exons.
GCUUGUAAAUUUCCAAGAAAGUGUGCAUGUUCUAGAAAUCCUUGUUUUUCCUACUUUGAAAAUUCAAUCAUAAUAGUCCUUACUGCUUAGUCUAGUUUAUAUUCUAUAAUAAUUUCUUCCCUCUUCUAUUAAUUUUGCAUUAAAACUCGAAGGACAGGUGAGGUAAAGGCAGAGACUUUGAGCUUGAGAUUGAAUUUUCUGAAAGUGGAUAAGAUGGAACAAUAUGCGGCUCAGUUUAUUGAGAGUCCAUUGAUGAACACUUUUGACAAAACUCCAGAGAGGAAAAUUUCGACUCUAUCUGAACCUGUCAGCUUGAUUCAUAGCCCAUCUUCCUCAUAUGGCUCUUCCUCCUUCAAAACAAAUAAGGGGGAUUCAGAGUCAGAGAUGGGCCAGAAGAAAAAACUUGGUAGGAAAAGUAGCAGUUUUGCAUACAGGAUUUGCGACCAUGUGAAACUGGGUGGUCCUAAGUUGUCUCAAACUGUAAAGGGAAAGCUGAGUUUGGGGGCAAGAGUUAUUCAACAAGGUGGGAGAGAGAAUAUGUUGAGACAAAUAUUUGGAAUGAGUGAAGGAGAAGAGAUGUUGAAAGCCUCACAAUGCUAUUUAUCGACAACAGCUGGUCCCAUUGCAGGACUCCUCUUUAUUUCUACUGAAAAGAUUGGCUUCUGCAGUGAAAGAUCCAUCACCUUUCCUUCCCCUACCGGCCAUUUGAUUCGAACACCAUACAAGGUUCUGAUACCAGUAAAGAAGAUUCAAAGAGCCAACCAAAGUGAGAACGUGAACAAGCCUUCCCAGAAGUACAUAGAAAUAAUUACCGAGGACCAUUUUGAAUUUUGGUUUAUGGGAUUCAUACGGUAUGAGAAAGCUUUUCUUAACCUCCAAAAGGCCGUUUCUAUGGCCAACCAAAUGUAAUGUAAGAAGCAAGCUUCUGUUUAAGUUAGAGGAGAGAAAAUUUCACCAGGCAUUAAUCGUGCUUAUGAAGUUGGGGAGUUGAAAAGUUCUUUCAGUGUUACUUGUACAAUUUUGUUAGUUUGUAGCUGGGAAGCCACUUGUAGCCCUUUAUUGUGUUAGGAAUUUUAAAUUAGUAUAAAAUAGCCAUUUCAAAGUUAUUUGUACAAUUU